UAAUUGAGUGACUUAAAAAUAAUGGCGAGACUCUGUAGCUGCACUCUCUUUUUCUCGGCGGUUUGGUGGCUUUUGUUGACGGCCGGCAAGAUCAUCGCAUGGUCAAUAGCUCGUUCUCUGGAAGCAGCGCUUGCGAACCAAGGCUUCCAUGAUCUCUGUUUCAGGAUGGUGAACAAGAGGAGUGCAACUUACACCCUCGCCGGCGUAAGAUGACGACGCUAAAUCAAAAUUUACCACACAGCUGCAAGGCGAUAAAAGAUAGGUUGAAUCCUGGUCCCCUUAAAAGGAAGGGACGUCCGGCCAUGGAUCCAGUGCAAACCGGUCCUCAAGUUAAACGUGGCCGAGUCUGCAAACGCCAGGGAUGGCGGUUCAUUAUCCCCUCUCCUGGUGAAUUAGAAGGAGAGGAGUGGGAUGCUCCUGCGGUUGUUAAAGAUUUUACGCAGGAUGCACCUGCUCAACCUGAUUUCAAUUUCCGGCCUGGGACGAGGUCGAGCGGAAUACAGGUGUGGAGAUUUCAUCUUCCGUCGUCUGAUGAGUUUGAUACCCCGUCCUCCGAUGAGUUCGAUGGGGCAGAUAAGACGAGUGAAACACCGGAUGCUAUUGUGGCUCCGGUAAUGGAGUUGAAUGGCAAAAAUAAUAGAAUGAAACCAGGAUUCAGAUCCCGGAAUGGGGCGAAGUCUGGUGAGAUGAGAAAUGGGCGGUUGUCGAAGAUCGGGACGAACGACGACCGUCCGGUGAGGCUGGUCUGGUCGGCUGUGGGCCGACGAUCAGGGUGUUUUAGUAUACCUACCUGGAGUUGGACUCCUACCAGACUAAGGGAGGCCCUAAUUUAUCGUUUUGGUGGCAUGACUCCUAACCCCCAAUACGUCGUAAAACGCGGCGGAAGAUCUAUGCAGAUCGGGAAGAUAACCCAUCCUAUGAGUCUCCUAAUUAAACUUAGCCUCUCCUGGCCGUUAACAACCCAUUCUUUGAUAGGCUAUUUAUUACGUCCUUCCUGCCCCUCGGUUUCCAUACGCUCUCCGAAGCUUGGCAACCAAUUGGCGUGGCAAAAGACGACGACGCAGCGAGAAGCACGUAACCUCUCCGGUAAGUGGGUGCUUUCUCUGGCUGAUAUUCACUUCCAUGUUUGGAUGAAUUCUGAUCCCUUGAAGUGUUUGUGCAAACUUCUCUGAAGCUUCCCUUGGUCAUUAAAGGGUACUGCCGACC
Messenger RNA from Linum trigynum, 1206 nucleotides. The record is from the annotation of a GenBank genome assembly. NCBI's taxonomy places the organism in Eukaryota, Viridiplantae, Streptophyta, Magnoliopsida, Malpighiales, Linaceae.